Molecule: messenger RNA, 2348 nt
Organism: Raphanus sativus (radish)
Lineage: Eukaryota; Viridiplantae; Streptophyta; Magnoliopsida; Brassicales; Brassicaceae
Product: putative protease Do-like 14
Exons: 7
Coding region: 1170-2084 (304 amino acids)
Biological process (GO): proteolysis
Molecular function (GO): serine-type endopeptidase activity
Source: RefSeq, a predicted model, not a curated record
CUGAAUACCGAACAAAUCUUAAUCCUCUGAAGAACCGAAAGAAACCGAUGGCUAUGCUAAAUGAUGGCCUAAACAGAAAUGCCUUUUACAGAUGGUCUUGUAAAAUACAAAGGCCCAAUAGGAAAUUGGCCUAAAACUAUGAAGAGAAACCCUACAAAUUAUCUGGAGUAAAAGAAACUAUUUGUCGUCGGAGAGAGAAAGAGAGAGAUUAGAGUUCUGAUGUUACGUAAACUUUUUUCAUCCUCUUUCAACAAUGUGGGGAGGAUUUCUCAGAUCUCUUCCCUCGCCAGCACCAUUCACACUUCGACUCCCAGUGCUUCACAGAAAAAGAUGAUCGUUUCUACUCUGAAAUCAACUUCGGAGUCAUGUGCCAACGUCUUGAGCAAGAUAGAGAGAGAAGAAGGGUUUCAAAUCAGUAGAUCUGAUCUAAACCGGUGGGCUAAACUGUUUGAGAAACAAGGGCAAACUCAGAAAUCUCUUGAGAUCCUUCGUUUCAAGGAAUUGAAAUAUCUGGCUCUCAUGAACCAUUUCAAGCUCUGCUCUGGAAAAAAAAACACCGACCCUGAUUACUUUGGGAGAAGUUCUCUCAAAACCGCUGCCUCUAUCAUCGCUCCUUCUGUCGUCCACAUCAAUUCUGGUUCGUCUGGCUCAGGAUUCAUUAUUGACAGUGUUGGCACGAUCAUAACAUGCGCUCAUGUUGUUACCGAUCGAGACCUACUUGUAAAUAGAGGAGUAUUUUGUGUUUAGAUUCUUUAGAACGUAUGAGAGAGACAGUAGUAGUAGAUAGAGAAAGAUGAAGUUGAGAAUAAAGAUAGAGAAAGAUCUAACUCUGGUCUCUUCCCUGUAGUUUUGUUCCUCUGUUACAAAUCAGAUUCUCUUUGAAUCUUACGAGAUAUGUUUCAGGGGAACAACAACCUCGAGAGAUUGCCACUGUAGUAUUUAAAUUUCUCUGAAACAAAUGGCGAGAGGAAGAGUGGGUGAGACAGAGGAAGGACUCGAAAAACACAUUGGUUUACUUUACUCAAACGGCGUCGUUUCUGCUCAAACGCUGUCGUUUUCUGCUCAGACGCCGUCGUUUUCGCCCAAACGCCGUCGUUUCUUCAAAGCUGUCGUUUCUGCUCAACGUUGCUCACACGAUGUCGUUUCUGCUCAUAUUCUCAUGAUAAAGAAUGUUAAGCACCAUUCACACUUCGACUCCCAGUGCUUCACAGAAAAAGAUGAUCGUUUCUACUCUGAAAUCAACUUCGGAGUCAUGUGCCAACGUCUUGAGCAAGAUAGAGAGAGAAGAAGGGUUUCAAAUCAGUAGAUCUGAUCUAAACCGGUGGGCUAAACUGUUUGAGAAACAAGGGCAAACUCAGAAAUCUCUUGAGAUCCUUCGUUUCAAGGAAUUGAAAUAUCUGGCUCUCAUGAACCAUUUCAAGCUCUGCUCUGGAAAAAAAAACACCGACCCUGAUUACUUUGGGAGAAGUUCUCUCAAAACCGCUGCCUCUAUCAUCGCUCCUUCUGUCGUCCACAUCAAUUCUGGUUCGUCUGGCUCAGGAUUCAUUAUUGACAGUGUUGGCACGAUCAUAACAUGCGCUCAUGUUGUUACCGAUCGAGACCUACUUGUAAAUAAAGAAAAGUUGGUAGUAACUUUGAGUAACGGCGAGCACUACAACGGUGUAGUUUGGAAGUACAUGAGUGAUAAGGAUGUUGCCUUGGUCAAGAUAGAUGGUCGCGGGACACUUACUCCUGCCAAGUGGGGUGAUGUCAAGAAAGUUUUUCUUGGAGAUCUGGUGUUGUGUGCGGGCUCAACUCUAGGUUUGUCUCACAGCUUCUCAAAGGGGGUCGUAAGCUGUCUCGAACGUACCCACGAGGAAAUAGGUAGUGAAGGCGCUAACAACUUAUAUCUUCAAACGGAUUGUGCUGCUAGUCAGGGUAAUUCUGGUGGGCCCCUUGUGAAUCUCAGUGGAGAGGUAAUUGGUAUGAUUGUUGGUGGAGAAAAAGAAGGGUGGAUUGAAUUUGCUUUGAGGCUUGACUCUUUGUUGAAAAUCUUGAAGACGAUGGGUUAUAAGCUUCCAAAUUCUGUGUUGGUUCAGAACUGAACUAACUGAGGUUUCUUGCGGAUGAGGGCUUGAUUUUGAGAAUGAUUGGCGUAAAGACUCAUUUUUUGGCGAUUUAAUGAGAUACUAAAGGUGGUAGUGUAAUGAAACAAUUAUUAGGGUCUUGAAACAUAAGCUUAGAUUGUGUUUAUGGUUACUACAUUCUGUUAGCCGACACUUGUUACUAAUCCUGUUUUGGAAAUAUGUAAGCCAAACCAAGGCAAAACUCAGUAACGUUCUCAUGAAGAAAAUUAAUAUUCACUUGAA